Acanthochromis polyacanthus (spiny chromis) is the source of this 5933-nucleotide messenger RNA. RefSeq names its product glucuronic acid epimerase b (gene glceb). The record is from RefSeq and is a predicted model, not a curated record. Gene Ontology annotation, cellular component: Golgi apparatus. Bases 311 to 2098 code for a protein of 595 amino acids. Gene Ontology annotation, biological process: heparan sulfate proteoglycan biosynthetic process. The transcript is spliced from 6 exons. NCBI's taxonomy places the organism in Eukaryota, Metazoa, Chordata, Actinopteri, Pomacentridae. Gene Ontology annotation, molecular function: heparosan-N-sulfate-glucuronate 5-epimerase activity.
AGAGGCAGACGCUGAGCUGUGUUCAGUCGCUGUUGUGGCUGGGAGGGAGGCAGCACAGGCAGUCAGCGUCUUUGGUUGACCGUGAUACAGCCUGAGGUGAAACAGGAGUCUCUUUUAAACUGACCCACCGAGCGAAAACAACAACCGCUGGCUUCCCCCGGACAAACUCCGGCUCGGCUCGACACCUUUAAAUCCGGCAGGUGCCGAGGAAACGGAAAAGCUGCAGAAAGACUGGGUGGUGAAGGUCGACAGGAUGCUCAGCCAGCUGUUUGUUUCCUUGUGAAUGGAUUAGAAGAGGCAGGUUGCGACCAUGCGUUGUCUGGCUGCUCGGGUGAACUAUAAGACCCUCAUCGUCAUCUGCGCCCUCUUCACGCUCAUCACCGUGCUGCUGUGGAACCGCUGCUCCAGCGACACGUCCAUACGCUUCCUGCCCCGGGCCGGCCCGGUGGCUCCGAGUCCCAGGAUCGGAGACGCCAGCAUCAGCAGCCAGCAGCAUCCUCCUCAGCCUCCGGAGCCUCCGCCCGUCGUCGGGGUCGUCGGCGGCAUCAAGUACGAGGAGAUCGACUGCCUGAUCAAUGAUGAAUCCACCAUCAAAGGCCGGCGAGACGGCGGCGACGUCUACCUGCCCUUCUCCUGGAUGGAGAAGUACUUCGAGGUGUACGGGAAAAUCGUGCAGUACGACGGCUACGACCGCUUCGAGUUUCAGCACAGCUAUUCCAAGGUCUACACCCAGAGAGAGCCCUACCACCCCGACGGAGUCUUCAUGUCCUUCGAAGGAUACAACGUGGAGGUCCGAGACCGAGUCAAAUGCAUCAGUGGAGUGGAAGGCGUGCCUCUGUCCACUCAGUGGGGUCCUCAGGGCUACUUCUACGCCAUCCAGAUCGCCCAGUACGGCCUGAGCCACUACAGCAAGAACCUGACUGAGCGCGCUCCCCACGUGGAGGUCUACGACACCGCCGAGGAGAGGGACAGCCGGGUCAGCACGGCGCCGUGGAGCGUUCCCAAGGGCUGCGGUCUGAGCCGUGUCCACGACAAGACCAGAGCUACCUCCGUUCGUCAGUUCAGCGCUCCAGAGUCCUCAGAAGGAGUUUCCCUCCAGCUGGGGAACUCCAAAGACUUCAUCCUCAGCCUGGACGUCAAGUUCAUCUCCAACGGCAGUGUGUCGGUGAUCCUGGAAACCACUGAGAAGGGAGCGCCCUUCACGGUCCACUACGUGACCAACACUCAGCUCAUCGCCUUCAAAGACCGUGAGAUCACCUACGGCAUCGGGUCCAGAACCGCCUGGAGCACUCUGACCCGGGACCUGAUCACCGACCUCAGGAAGGGCGUCGGACUGUCCAACACCAAGGCUGUGAAGGCCACGAAGAUCAUGCCCAGACGGGUGGUACGGUUGGUCCUCCAUGGACGAGGCUUCGUGGACAACGUCACCAUCUCCACCACUGCCCACAUGGCCGCCUUCUUCGCCGCCAGCGAAUGGCUGCUGCGUAACCAGGACGAGCGAGGCGGGUGGCCCAUCAUGGUCACCCGCAAGCUGGGCGAAGGCUUCCGGCCCCUGGAGCCAGGCUGGUACUCGGCCAUGGCUCAGGGUCAGGCCAUGUCCACCCUGGUGAGGGCCUACCUGCUCACCAAGGACCAGGCUUACCUCAACGCUGCCCUCAAGGCAGUGGGACCCUACAAGGUGCCUUCAGCGCAGCACGGGGUCAAAGCCGUGUUCAUGAACAAAUACGACUGGUACGAGGAGUACCCCACCACGCCCAGCUCCUUCGUCCUCAACGGCUUCAUCUACUCCCUGCUGGGACUCUACGACUUGACUGAGACGGCCGGAGAGAAGCUGGGCAGAGAGGCCGGCCAACUGUUCAGCCGCGGCAUGGAGUCCCUGAAAGCCAUGCUGCCGCUCUUCGACACGGGGUCCGGGAGCAUCUACGACCUUCGCCACUUCAUGCUGGGCACGGCGCCCAACCUGGCACGCUGGGACUACCACACCACGCACAUCAACCAGCUGCAGCUGCUGGCCUCCAUAGACAACUCUCCCAUCUUCAAAGAUGUGGUCAAGCGCUGGAAAAACUACUUAAAAGGGAUCCGUGCCAAGCACAACUAGACUCAACUAGAACCCACACAUGUAGUAUAGAGCUGAGAUGAAAAGAGGAUCAAUAUAUUGUGUGUGUGUGAGCUGACUGGGUGGUUGAAUGAAGCCGGUUGUUGUGUGUCUGUGUGCAUCAGGUUCUGGUCUGAAGGAAGCUUCAGUCAGCUGCAGCUCUCAACUAAAACUCUCAUGUGCUCCGUUGCAGCUUUUAUAUUUUCUGCAACGUCGACUGUAGCUCCCCUCUCCCGUUUCUUUUCUUUUCCUUGAGCUAGUGUUUGUAAUUAUGCACAGACCUAGUUCCAGAGUUUGUGUGUUUGCUUUUAGGAUGAGUGUGUUGUUGAAAAUACCGAUUUAUGACGUUUUAGGAAGAUGAAACUCACAUUACCGACGUUCUUUCAAGCAUCCGCCAUGCUUCACUUUUCCAGCUCUAUUUUUUUAUCAUCACAUCUCAGAUCUGCAGAAGUUUAUUAGAGCGAUUGAACUGUAAAUAACAGAAUAUAUUAUAAAUUAUUUGAAGGAGAAUGUUGCCAAAAAACGAAUCCUUUCAAUGUAAGAUCUUUAUUCCUCCACCGAAACAUUUUUAUUGGAGAACUUUCAAAUGUGGAAUAUUAUGAAGAAAAGCUACAGAAUCGAACGCUUUAUGCUUCCAAAACCUUUAUUUUCUGAAGCUCUGUUCUCUAAAAUGAGAAUACAUAAUAACAGUUAAUUAUACUCCUUUAUUUUUUUCUUUCGUCAUGAAUUAGUUGUCUAUGAAGCUGCUUGAAAUCAGCCUGGAGGAAUAAACAACCAUAUUUGACGUAACAUGCUGCAACAUCAUGAACGUUUCUGUUGCAUUCAGGUUUGCAACAGUCGUUAAAAAACGUUACUAAUUUGUCAUAAUUAGCAUUAGUAUUACCUACAGACUGGUGACAAAUUAAAGGAAAACCAACAAUUAUGAGUCUUAGUGAGGUGGAAAAAGCUUCGGUGCUCCUUGGCGUUGAUUCUAAAAGUCUCUGAAUGUUAUUCCAACAGAUAUUCCCUCAUUUGGUGUUUUGAUGAUCAGAAUCAACAUUAGAUCAGUGAAAGCCAGAAUAAACCAAUCCCACCUUUAACACACUCCAAACCUUAUAGUGACUCCUAGUCCAAGGAUGGAGGUGUUCACUGAGUGUCCAAAAUGAUUUUUAAAGCAAAUUUCUAAAGUAUCGCAUACAAAAAACUUAAUGGAAACGGUAACAAAACUCCGUUAAUUUCACCUAAAAAUGGUUUGCUUGAAGAGAUAUUUGAGUUACUGCAGCUCACAGGAGGUGGAAACUAAUUUUUCAGGUGAUUUUAGACAUUGCAAGCAUGUAUGUGUUAUAAGAGGCAUAGAAAUAUUUCCUGAGGAUAGAAGUGAUGCUCAGAACAAACUGUGGGGACAAGUCGGCUCAAAUCGUGACGGCAAAAAGAGAACCUCCAGAUUCCAGUUUUUCCUUUAAUUCGUCGCCCGUCUUAAUUUGUGACGGUCGUUCGUAGCUGCUUUGGUGUUGGUCGGUCACAAAAAACCCACCAAAUUCUUGUGUUGUUGUAAAGCAAGACUACAAAUAAUUAGCUGAGUUUGGCUCAGAGAUCCCGACUGAGUCAGUUUAGUACCGAGAUGAUCACAGACGAUCAUGAGUCAGAAAUUAACACGACUCCAUCAAAUCAAACCUCAGCUCUUUUCAUUGGCACAGUUUAGGGGGAAAAAAGGUUUAAAUUGUGCUGCCAGCAUCUUAAACAUGUGGAAAUGAAACAGUUGUGGCUAAAAGUUGCAUAUUUACAUUCAAAUUUAUUGGAAUUAAUGUGCAGAGUCCCUGAUGAUAAGCUAAGCUACAGUCAGUGGAGGCUAAGAAACGUCACUUGAAGGGAUUUCUGGAUCAUAAAAACAGUGGAAAUAACUUUUAAACCGAUGCAAAACAUUAGCUCGUGCUCCAUCUGUCUUCUUUAACUCCAGCUUCACUGGUUGUAGUCGCAUUUCCAUUCAUUUUCGUGCCCUCUUUUCGAUCUUUUCUGACUUGAAAACCCUUCUUCUGCAACCCAAACCUUAAAACUAAUAAUCCAAGUGUAGCUGUCUGUUGUGAGUCUGAAUAGAUAGUUGUGGUCAGCGGCUGCAGCGUCGAUUCAUAACGUUUAACCAGACGCUGAAGCAGGCACAUAAAGAGGCCGUCGGUCCCUGCAGGCUCCCGUCGCUCCUCUCGGCCGUCGCGAGCGCACGAGCUCAGCGUUUUUAAUGCGAGCGCUGCCCUGUUGACCGCCGAACGAGGAGAAAGAGGCUCGCCAAGACACUAACAAUUCACCCGGCUAAUAGGCUGGAGAGGCUGGCGCUAGUCACGGAUGAGUCAGCAUUCGCCGGCAUCACAAACACACGAGCGGCCCUCGGCUUCCAUGAGGCUUUCAUCGAUCUGCCUUAAAGAUUAUUAACGGGAAGCCGGAGACUCGGGCUGUUUUUGUUCUUAAGGUGAAGACAGUGAAGCUUUCCGGUCGUCGUAGGAGAAGAAGCAGCACUCGAUUCAUUUAAAAGCCCUGCUGCUUUGUUUUACAACUGUUACCUUCCUGAACAUACAGCUUCAUCUGCAGCUGAUUUAUUAGAGAUAAUCUAAGUUAGAAUAUUAGGAUUAAAAAGUGGAAUUCUGUUCACUUUUCAGCUCAGUGUAUACAACUUAUGUGGCAAAAAUCUGCACAUUUCAUCCGGUUCAUUCACAGAAUACGGCAUUUAGUUCCAGAAAUAAGCCCUCUAAUGUAGUAAUGAGAGCUUUUCUUGUAAUAUUCUGAUGUUUUCCUAAAAAAACAUUUAAUUGUCAAAAAUUUGCAACCUCAACCACUAAACUUAGAGUAGUUCUUUUUUUUCCAUCUCAGUCUGAUUUUUAAGAGGUUUCUGCUGAUUUUUCUUUCUUUUUCUUGAUGAGGAAAUAGUUUUCCCGUAGAAGAGAUUUGAUUUGUUCAAUCUGAGGUUUUUGUUUUCUCGCUGACCCUUGUUUUGUUCUCUUCCCAUGAAUAUUUGCAUAAUUUAUCAUUUUCCAUUUCCAGAGGUGGAGUUUAAAGGGAACAUUCAGGAGUGGAAGGUCUGCGUGUUGUUUAUACCAAAGUCAUUGAUUUGAUUAUUAGUAUCUUUGAAUUUGUAUAUUUUCGUGCGAAGCGACUUCCAUUCAGCAUUUAGUCUCUUCGGAGACGUCACGGAGAGACACUGCCUUUUGAGAAAUGCUAGUUUUUUCAGAUGUAGGUUGAAUAGAUUCUAGCAGAUCAGAUGUAAAAUGUGCUUAUUGUGACGGGGGGGUGUGCAACUAGAGAUUAGCGUUUAGUCAGCUACUGAUUUAAAGGGAAAUGAGCCAAUAGCUGCAAAUUCUCCUUGAAAGUCUGUUUUGUUUUUCUUUUGGAAUCAUCUGCUGAGGAUUAGGAUGGGUUUUGCUCGAUAGACAAAAAGCACAACUGCCGUUUCUUGUUUAUUUUGGUUGUAUUUCUUUCUUGGAUUCCUUUUUUUUUUUCUAUUUUUCUUUCCAGGACAAUGUGCAACGCCUUCAUUAAGAAAGCUGCUACUGUUGUUCACUGUGUAAUGGGUGUGAGAGCUUCUUUUCCCCUCAUUUCCGUGGUUCUUUCUCUCGUCUUUCCACUCUCUGUUCAGACACUUCAACAAAUGGCCGCCGAGGUCAAAUGUGAUUUAUGCAAUAAAAUGUUUACUGGGGUCGUGACGCCACGAGAGGCCCAGAGUGGUUGUACAGACUUUGCAAUCGAAGCACAAUGUGCGAAAUGCUACCAUUUUUUAGUCCAAGGAAGAGAGGUGUUUAUAUACAGAGUAAAUCUUUGUGCUUUAAAAUUUUGCUUUUUAAAGGUGUAAAAAAAUUAAAGCAUUUUUCUUAAA